Molecule: messenger RNA, 604 nt
Organism: Dipodomys ordii (Ord's kangaroo rat)
Lineage: Eukaryota; Metazoa; Chordata; Mammalia; Rodentia; Heteromyidae
Gene: Rnasek
Product: ribonuclease, RNase K
Exons: 3
Coding region: 101-397 (98 amino acids)
Molecular function (GO): RNA endonuclease activity
Source: RefSeq, a predicted model, not a curated record
GCUCCACUUCCCAAAUCCCCCUGCCGGCCCUCGCGCGUCCGGGAUCGCUCACGGCUUCCGCCUUCCCCUUCACACUCGGGAGACCACCCCCGACUCCCUUAUGGCGUCGCUCCUGUGCUGUGGGCCAAAACUGGCCGCCUGCGGCAUCGUCCUCAGCGCCUGGGGAGUGAUCAUGUUGAUAAUGCUCGGAAUAUUUUUCAAUGUCCAUUCUGCUGUCUUAAUUGAGGAUGUCCCAUUCACGGAGAAAGAUUUUGAGAAUGGCCCACAGAGCAUAUACCACCUUUACGAGCAAGUCAGCUACAACUGCUUCAUCGCCGCGGGCCUCUACCUCCUCCUCGGAGGCUUCUCUCUCUGCCAAGUUCGACUCAAUAAGCGCAAAGAAUACAUGGUGCGCUAGAUCACGCUCCCGUCUCCCCCCCUUCGGCCUCCUCUAUUUAAAGACUCCCACGCCUCACCUGGUCCACCCCACCCCACCGGCGUCCUCCGCGGAACCAGGCUUCCCUGUCGAGAGGUGGGAUCCCUGGUUCUCUAAUCUCUGGCGUCUCGCCCCCAACUAAGGGGUCCGCUUGCUCCCUUCUCCUAGUCUCGAGCCACAAUAAACAGC